AUGGGUACCAUUGUGGUCUGUGUGGUCAUGCUCCAGCUGGACAGGGGAAGGGUGCUUCUCAUUAUGGAAGAAACUUCUUCUGUGACUGAGUUGACCUUUGUGGGCAUGAGAGCAAAUGGCGUUGUCAUGGCCAUGAGUGAGGCCCUGGGGCAGUCCCUUGCAGGUUGGACCUUGGAGAGUGAGGCCCUGAUUCGAGAUCUGGGCACAUGGCUCCUAUUCUGUAUCUGUGCCUGCUGGGGAGUUUCUGUCCCUGAGGAGGGAGGAGGGCCAUGGGCUGGAACCUUCACCUGCCUCACCAACAACAUCCUCAGGAUCGAUUGCCACUGGUCUGCCCCAGACCUGGGUCCUGGCUCUGGCCCCUGGCUCCUCUUCACUAGCAACCAGGCACCUGGCAGCAAGCAUAAGUGCAUCUUCCAAGGCAGUGCCUGCACCCUGGAGCUGCCCCCUGAGGAGGUGCUCUUGCCCUCUGACAACUUCACCAUCACUCUCCACCGCUGUGUCUCUGGGAAGGAGCAGGUCAGCCUGGUGGACCCACAGUACCUUCCCCGGAGGCAUGUUAAGUUGGACCCUCCCUCUGACCUGCACAGCAACAUCAGCUCUGGCUCCUGUGUCCUCACCUGGACCAUCAGCCCUGCCCUGGAGCCAAUGACCACACUUCUCAGCUAUGAGCUGGCCCUCAAGAGGCAGGAAGAGGCCUGGGAGCAGGCCCGGCACAAGGACCGCAUUGUGGGGGUGACCUGGCUCAUCCUUGAAGCCAUCGAGUUGGACCCUGGGUCUACCUAUGAGGCCAGGCUGCGUGUGCGGAUGGCCGUGCUGGAGGACGACGUGACCGAGGAGGAGCGUCAUGAGGGCCAGUGGAGUGAGUGGAGCCAAUCUGUGUGCUUCCCCUCGCCCCAGCGAGGAGGCCUCCUGGUCCCAUCCUGGGGCUGGAUAGACAGCACUUUUAUUGCUGUACCUGUCUUUCUCCUUCUGACUGGCCUGACCUACCUCCUGUUCAAGCUGUCACCCAGGGUGAAGAAAACCUUCCACCAGAAUGUGCCUUCACCAGCAGUGUUCUUCCAGCCCCUCUACACUGUGCACAACGGGAAUUUCCAGACCUGGAUAGGGACCCAUGGAGCUAGCCUACAGCUGACUCAGGACUGUGUCAACACCCUGCAAGGAGCCUCAGAGUCCAACAUCUGGGAGGCCAUCACACUGCUCACCUAUGGCCUGGCAUGCUCCAGGCAAUCCUCAAGCCUGGAGGAGCAGGAGGGCACUGGUCCUGGUCUAUCAGAAGCCCUGAGCUCAGUGAGUGUGCAGCCAGCAGGAUGUGUGGAGUUGGGGGAACAGUCAGCCUACCUGCCACAGGAGGACUGGGCCUUUGUGUCCCUCACCAGGCCAGCUCCCCCGGACUCCCAGGGCAGAAGUAGUGACUACUGUGCCUUGGCCUGCUACAGGGGGUGUCAGCCCUCAGCCCUCUCAGGAAACAUACAGAGUACAUGGCCCAUCCCAGCUUCAGCCUGUGGCCCUUCCUGCAGCCAACAGGGUGCAGAGUCCCAGCAGGGAGACACCUGUGAGGGAGCUGGUCAUGGUCACGGACUGCAGGAGGAGCUGCCUUCUACUCUGGACAUGCCGCAGGCUCAGUCCUGAAAGUUCUAGAACUGUGACUCCAUUGCAUCAUGUCCAUUUUGGCGAAAAUGGACUAAAGUCCCUGGAGCUGACCCUUGGCUCAACUGGACCUCCUGGGAAGGGGCACCUGUGUAGUGGCCAGAGACUAGAUGGAAGCAGGAAGCCCUUCUCAGCCUCUGUGCUCCUGUGGGGAGGGGCCUCACCCUCAGCAUCCUGACAGCCAGCCCGUCCCUUCCCUCCACCCUUCUGGCUUUGUCCCAGUCUUCCCUCAGAAGAGGGUUGUGGACCCAAGCUGUUCUACCCUCACUCCCAUGAAGGGCCAGCUGGGCCCAGUGGACACCGGUGCGACACCAUGA
Messenger RNA from Ictidomys tridecemlineatus (thirteen-lined ground squirrel), 1964 nucleotides. RefSeq names its product interleukin 9 receptor (gene Il9r). The record is from RefSeq and is a predicted model, not a curated record. Lineage: Eukaryota; Metazoa; Chordata; Mammalia; Rodentia; Sciuridae. Gene Ontology annotation, molecular function: interleukin-9 receptor activity; interleukin-9 binding. Gene Ontology annotation, biological process: immunoglobulin mediated immune response; cytokine-mediated signaling pathway. Gene Ontology annotation, cellular component: external side of plasma membrane; membrane.